CCGCUCGGGGGCCGGAGGCGCCGCGGCGGCCGGGCCGGGCUGGGAGCGGCGAGAAGCGCGGGCCGCGCAGCGGGAGCCCGCCGCCCGGGACAUGGCCAAGGCGGGCGGCGCAGGUGGCCCUUCCCCGGGCGGCGGCGCCCCCUGGCACCUUCGGAAUGUCCUUAGUGACUCAGUGGAGAGUUCGGAUGAUGAAUUCUUUGAUGCUAGAGAGGAGGUGGCUGAAGGCAAGAACGCCAUGCUCAUUGGAAUGAGCCAGUGGAACUCAAACGACCUGGUGGAGCAGAUGGAGAGCAUGGGGAAGCUGGACGAGCCUCAAGGAGAAGCGGCCUCGUCAUGCACAUCCAGCCUUCUGCAGGAAAAGCAGCGGGAGCUGUAUCGGGUUUCCCUGAGAAGACAGCGAUUCCCAGCCCAGGGUAGCAUCGAGAUCCAGGAGGAUGGCGAGGAAGGCUGCUCGCCACGCUCCUGCAGGACCCACGUCCUGCUGCUGGUGCUGCACGGGGGCAACAUGCUGGACUCGGGCUCCGGGGACCCGUCCUGCAAGGCGGCCGACAUUCACACCUUCAGCUCCAUCCUCGACAGGGUGGUACGCGCCCACUUCCCAGCUGCCCUGGGGCGCGUCCUCAUCAAGUGUGUGCCAUGCCCUGCGGUCUGCGCUGAGGCCUUCUCGCUGGUCUCCAGCCUGAAUCCCUUCAGCCACGACGCGGCCUGCCUUAGCACCAGCCAGGACCACGUGCCCCUGGCCACGCUGCCCCUGCUGGCCAUCUCCUCCCCGCAGUACCAGAAUGCAGUUGCCACCGUCAUUGAGAGAGCCAACCAGGUGUACGGCGAGUUCCUCAAGUCCUCCGAUGGGAUUGGCUUCAGCGGGCAGGUGUGUCUCAUUGGUGACUGUAUGGGCGGUCUUCUGGCCUUUGAUGCCAUCUGCUACAGCGCGGGGCCCUCUGGGGGACAGCCCGGCAGCAGCAGCCGGAAGGGAAGCAUCAGCAGCUCCCAGGACACCCCAAUUGUGAUGGAAGAAGAUUGCAGUCUGGCCAGCAGCAAAGAGCUCAGCAAGAGCAACAUUGACAUCUCCAGCGGGGUGGAGGAGGAGGAGUGCCCAAGAAGCCCUUGCCACGGAAACAAGAGCGACUCCUCCACCUUUGACUGUGAGGCCAUUGCCCAGCACCAUGCCUUCCUCUCAAGCAUCCACUCCAGCGUGCUGAAGGAUGAGGCUGAGCUCCCCGGGGCUGGGGCACCCCAGCUCCCCGAGGUCAGUCUGGGCCGUUUCGACUUUGACGUGUCUGAUUUCUUCCUCUUCGGCUCGCCCCUCGGCCUGGUCCUGGCCAUGCGGAGGACGGUGUUGCCCGGGCUGGAUGGUUUGCAGGUGCGCCCUGCCUGCAGCCAGGUCUACAGCUUCUUCCACUGUGCGGACCCCUCUGCCUCUAGGCUGGAGCCGCUGCUGGAGCCCCAGUUCCACCUGGUGCCCCCCAUCAGUGUGCCCCGCUACCAGAGGUUCCCGCUGGGCGACGGACAAUCCCUCCUUCUAGCUGACGCCCUGCACACCCACAGCCCCCUGUUCCUGGAGGGCAGCUCCCGGGACAGUCCCCCGCUUCUGGAUGCCCCUGCCUCACCCCCUCCGGCCCCAAGGUCCCAGUGCCCAGGAAGAAGGCUGAGCGAAGGCAGCUCCCGCAGUGACAGCUCCGAGUCCUCUGAAAGCCUGGCUCCUGUGGACGCCUCCCGCAUCACAGCCAAGUGGUGGGGCAACAAGCGGAUCGACUACGCCCUGUACUGCCCCGACGUCCUCACCGCCUUCCCCACCGUAGCCCUGCCCCACCUCUUCCAUGCCAGCUACUGGGAGUCAAUGGACGUGGUCGCCUUCAUCCUGAGACAGGUAAUGCGCUAUGAGAACGUGAGCGUCAAGGAGAGCUGUGGCCUGGACCCUGCUGCCCUGAGUCCCACAAACCCCCGGGAAAAGUGGCUGCGCAAGCGGACCCAGGUCAAGCUAAGGAAUGUCACUGCUAAUCACCGGGCCAAUGAUGUGAUUGCCGCUGAGGAUGGGCCGCAAGUUCUGGUGGGCCGGUUCAUGUAUGGGCCUCUCGACAUGGUAGCUCUGACUGGAGAAAAGGACAUCCUGGUGAUGGCAGAGCCAUCCUCGGGCCGCUGGGUUCACCUGGACACAGAGCUCACCAACAACAAGCGGCCCGCAUCACGUACAACGUGCCGCGGACCCCGGCGCCUGGGGGUUGGCGUCUAUCCAGUGAAGAUGGUGGUCAGGGGCGACCAGACCUGUGCGAUGAGCUACCUCACCGUGCUACCCCGGGGCAUGGAGUGUGUCGUGUUCAGCAUUGACGGGUCCUUUGCAGCCAGCGUGUCCAUCAUGGGAAGUGACCCCAAGGUCCGGCCAGGCGCAGUGGAUGUUUGUCAGGGCUCCUCUGAGCACACGCGGUGGUGGCAGUGGAAGGAGCAGACCGCUGGGCCCCAAGAGGUCCGCACGACCCGCUGGACGCUGCCAUGCUGUCUCUGCAGGCACUGGCAGGACCUAGGCUACAUGAUCCUUUACAUCACGGGGCGGCCGGACAUGCAGAAGCAACGGGUGGUGUCGUGGCUGUCCCAGCACAACUUCCCCCAGGGCAUGAUCUUCUUCUCCGACGGGCUGGUGCAUGACCCUCUGAGGCAGAAGGCCAUUUUCCUCCGCAACCUCGUGCAGGAGUGCUACAUCAAAAUCAGCGCUGCCUAUGGUUCUACGAAGGACAUCUCCGUCUACAGCGUGCUGGGCCUGCCAGCUUCCCAGAUCUUCAUUGUGGGCCGGCCCACCAAGAAGUACCAAACCCAGUGCCAGUUCCUGAGCGAAGGCUACGCCGCGCACCUGGCGGCGCUGGAGGCCGGCCACCGCUCGCGCCCCAAGAAGAACCAGGCGCGCAUGGUGCUGCGCACGGGCAGCUUCGGGCUCCACGCGCAGCCAGAGUUCCUGCGCAAGCGCAGCCACCUGCGCCGCACGCUGUCAGUGCAGCAGCCGGACCCGCCCGCCAACCCCAAGCCGGAGCGCGCCCAGAGCCAGCCCGAGUCCGACAAGGACCACGAGCGCCCGCUACCCGCGCUCAGCUGGGCGCGCGGGCCCCCCAGGUUCGAGUCCGUGCCCUGAGUGGCCAGCGGUGGUGCUCGGAGCCAGGCUGCCUGCGGGGACACCAGAGGCAGGCGUGUGCUGCUUUUCUCCUCCCGUGUCUGUCCAGCACUGUCCGCGAUGGGGGUGACA
This is a messenger RNA of Perognathus longimembris pacificus (Pacific pocket mouse), 3229 nucleotides long. RefSeq names its product PITPNM family member 3 (gene Pitpnm3). NCBI's taxonomy places the organism in Eukaryota, Metazoa, Chordata, Mammalia, Rodentia, Heteromyidae. The record is from RefSeq and is a predicted model, not a curated record. Gene Ontology annotation, cellular component: cytoplasm. Gene Ontology annotation, molecular function: phosphatidylinositol transfer activity; phosphatidylinositol binding; phosphatidylcholine binding. Gene Ontology annotation, biological process: phospholipid transport.